GCGGCCGCGGACCGGGGACAGACGGACGGACGGACAGACCGCACCAUGCGGCCGCUGCUCUGCGCCCUGGCCGGGCUCGCCCUGCUCCGCGCCGGCGAGGUCGUGGCCGCUCCUGAACCCCUCAGCCCCUCCCCAGGAGACCCAGCUUGGAACUCUGGCUGUGACAAGCACAUGGCUGUCCAAGGCCGUUUAGACGUCAUGGAAGAGACCAUACAGAAGACAGUGGAGCACUUGGAGGCGGAAGUCCACAGCCUGCUGGGUCUGCUGAAGGAACUGGCCUGGAACCUGCCCCCGGGGCCCUUCAGCCCAGCCCCUGAUCUCCUGGGAGAUGUGGGGGCAUCCCUUUUUUCAGAUCAUUUCUGAGCACCAGAGGAAGAGUCCAGCAGCUGGAGGAAAUGCACCUGCAGACCACACCCAGAAUCUGGGAGCCAGGCCACCUCUUCUCACCUUCCUUCUGGCUUCUUUUGAGAAAUAAAAGCUACUACUUUGGCUGGGCACUGGUGGCUCACUCCUAUAAUCCUAG
Molecule: messenger RNA, 523 nt
Organism: Dipodomys ordii (Ord's kangaroo rat)
Lineage: Eukaryota; Metazoa; Chordata; Mammalia; Rodentia; Heteromyidae
Gene: Plac9
Product: placenta-specific 9
Exons: 4
Coding region: 46-363 (105 amino acids)
Source: RefSeq, a predicted model, not a curated record